Mesoplodon densirostris (Blainville's beaked whale) is the source of this 3909-nucleotide messenger RNA. RefSeq names its product KIAA1210 ortholog. The record is from RefSeq and is a predicted model, not a curated record. Lineage: Eukaryota; Metazoa; Chordata; Mammalia; Artiodactyla; Ziphiidae. The transcript is spliced from 11 exons.
AUGGAAGUUCUGGAGGCCAGUGAUGAGGGAAAGGAGAAAUCCAAAUUUAAAGGCUUCAAGAAAUUUUUUGAGAAGAAGAAGAAAGAAGAGCCUGAAGAUGCCUGGGGAAGGAGGAGGCUCAAAUCAAGCUUGUCCUGUGACAGUAUUGACAUGGUUUUUGUGAAGCCAGUUUGCAAAGGUCAACAAACCAAGCCUAGGGCCAAGAGCAGCAUGGGGAACAAAGCCCUGUCCUAUGACAGCACCUUCAUGUUGGAGUCUGAGUCUGAAAGAUCAGGAAGCAAAAUAGGCCCCACUCCAGAGGUCCAGAGAGACAGACUGCUUCAGAGAUCUCAUGUUUUUAGAGGUCUGCCUAGAGCUUGGACUGAUAGUAUGCAUGGAGGUGUGUUUGGAGCUAUGCAGCAAUAUGUGCCCAGAAGUGGAGUCUGGGAUUCAGGUUCCAAGAUCACUGAGAUCCCACCACAGCGCCCACGCCAAUCCAGGACCAACCCACGUCUUAUUCGAUCUGACACAGUCUUUAGGGAUUUUGAAGAAAUCUCUGUUGAGGAUGAGUCACCGAAGAGCCCACGAAAGGAGGGUUCAUCAGACAUGACCUUGACAUUGAAGAAGAGCUCCCUGCAGCAUAUCACUCAGAGAUCAGAAACCUCAAAUCUAGGUGAACCACUUCCAACAGAACCAAAGCAGGAGAAGCCAAGCCUUCCACUGGCUUCUGAAGAAAAGAAAAGAACAACCGAACCGAAAGAAGCUGACCAAAAGAAGCCGAAAAAAGACAGUACAGGUGCCUCAGGCUGGGAACCGAGAAACAAAACUGGGACUUAUGAACAGAAGACAACAGAUCAGGCUGCAAACAGAGAUGCUGCUGAGAGCCAGGGCUACCCAUUUCCAGCAGCAUACAGAAGACAAUGUGGAAGGAGAGGCUCAAGUACUUCAGAAAUACGUGAGCAUGAAUCCAAAGGAAGAAGCUUUAAACCAUCCAGUCGAGCACUUGGCCUAGGCAAUGGAGCUGGGUCCCCACCUGCCGGUAAGACUGCCAGGGGUUUCCCUUCCUGGCACCUGCCGUUGGAGAAGCAAGUCACAGAGCAGCCCCCAAAGGCACGAACAGAAAGCGCUACUCCUCAGGGGCUGCUUUCAGAUAAAGAUGACAUGGGAAGGAGAAAUGCCGGUAUAGAUUUUGAAGGCAGAAAAGCAUCAGCAUCACAACCCAUACCUGAAGACAUGGAAGAGUCCAUGGUUAGUGGUCUGUCACCAUCCCAUGGAGAUGGGGCUUCUGGAGCCAAGAAGACAGAAACCAAGAAGAAAGAACCCGUGGUAGGAAGCCCUUCUACAACCCGAGAUAUUUUCUCAGUGACACUGGAGCAUCAGGUGUUUAUGGAUCCUUCUCAUAGCCAGUCAGAAGAGGAAGAAGCGUCCAGCUUUGAUUUGAAAAGUGUCCAAUUUAAAAUGAAGUCAGCUCAAGAUACCUACAAAGAAAAGUCUCCUGGAAACGUUGUCCAGGCCUUUACAGCAAGCAUUUCAGAUACCGAGAGAGCUUUGGUACAGGGAGGUAUUACUGCAGAGAGGCUGCCUCCCAGAAGCCUUUCCCCGUCCUCAGGGGAGCUGAAAGCUGAAGCCGUUGCCUCAGAUUCAGAGGGUACUUCAGAGGCGGGCAGUCGUUCUGAGCAGCAGCUGGCUUUCCAGCCCUCCAAGAAGCACAAAAAUGAACAAGAAGUCUUCCCAGAAUCAGAAAGUUCAGCUGUGGAAGUGAGCGGUCCUGAGCAGCAGCAGGCUCCUAGGUGGGGGGCUCCUAGAUAUUCUUCCUGGGCCUUGGGGAAGCCAGAAGUGGAAGCCGUCUUUUCGCAUUAUGAGGGUGCUUCCAAAGAGGGGAGUGGCUUUGGGCAGCAGCGGGCUCCCAGGCACUCCCUCCAGCCUUUGAGGAAGUCCAAAGAUGGCCAAGAAGUCUUCGCAGAAUCCGGUUUUGUAGUGCAAAUGACCAGUUCUGAUGAGCAGCUGGCUCCCAGAUGCACUUCCCAGGCUUUGGGGGAGCCUGAAGAUGAAGUCUCCACAGGAUCAAAGAGUUAUGUCGAAAAGUACAAGAGGGCUGAGGAUUGGAGCAGCUGUGAGGAAAAUCUGCGUCCCGGACCCCCUUCCCAGGCUUUGGGGAGGCCCAAAGACCGAAAACAAGUCUCCUGGGCUUCAAAGAAUGUGUCUGGAGCGUGGGGUGCUUCUGUGCAGCAGAUGCCUCCCAGGCACCCUUUCCAGUCCUGGGUGGGCCCUACAUCCAAGCAACAAGCCUCUGCAGGUCCAGAGAGCGCUGCUGUGGAGUGGGGCAUUCCCAUGGGGCCACGGCCUCCCAGAGUGACUUCUGAGGCCCCGACGAGACCAGUAGUCAAACAACCAAUCUCUGCAGGUCCAGAGAGUGUCGACAUUGAAGGGGGUGCUUCUACCAAGCUGCCGCCUUCCAAACAUUCCCAGUCCACUGUAAGACCUAAACUCCAGGAAAUGUCAAGUUUUGAGGGUGCUGCUGUUGAGGUGGGCAUUUCUGGGAGGUCACUGCCUCCCAGACACCCUGCCCGGUCAGUUAAAAAGUUAAAAGUUGAGGAAAUGUCCUCACGUCUAGAGGGCAUGGCAGUUGAAGAAGGCAUAUCUAAGGAAUUGGUGCGUCCCAAUCUUUUCCAGUUGUUCAUGAAGUUCAUGGUACAGCACUUCUUUUCAGAGAGGCCUUCUACUGAGAAGAGAAUCUAUGUGGAUCCUCUGUCUUCAAAUCAACCUUCCAAAUCUUUGUCGAGGCCUAAAAUCGAGCACCAAGUUUUCUCAGGCUACAAGGGUACCGAUACUGAGGGAGGCAUUUCUUUGAAGAAGCUGCCUACGAAAAGCCCUUUACCGUGCUUGGGGAGGCCUGAAGGCCUGCAAAAAGGCUUCUCACGUUCAGAGAGCACUCCUGUAAGGUGGAGUAGUUCUAAACAGCAGCUGCCUUGCAGACACCCUGGCCAAGCCAAAGAUGAGGCUGAAUUUCAGCCACAGACUUUCUCAACAGGCCCAGUGAGUGCACCUGUGGAGUGGAGGGGCUCGGGGGAGCACCUGCCUCCCAGACACCCUUUUCAGGCUCCUGCAGCCCCUGAACAGCAGCAACAGGUUUAUUCAAGUCCCAAAAGUGCUGCUGCUGAGGGAACCAUUUUGGAGAGCGAUCCUAGCUGCUGGUCCCUACCGAGAGACCCAGCUUCUCCAAACAAAACCAAGCAACACAGCCAAGGCUCUGAAGACCUCAUUAAGAACAUCCUGAUUCCUGCUACCAAAGCUGUGAAGUUCACCAAUGCUCCUGUCUGGCAAACGUCCACUUCUGGGGGCACUUACUCUGAUCAAGGUAACAGCCAUUCAAAUUCACCCACCAGUCGGGCUGUUGUUGAAAACGUUUUUGGAGUCCAACUGAGAAAAACCUCUUCCUCACAGGAGUAUAAGGGUGAGAAAAAAGAUUUUACCAAGCUUCCUUCUGUUUCCCAAAGGGGAAAAGCUCCUGGUCGACAGUCAGAUCAUGCCAUCUCAGAGCCAGCUUGGAUAACCAUGAUAAAGCAGAGGCAGGGGAGUCUCCAGGCCAACAUUCCCGUGAAAGAGCCAAAAACCAAGAAUAGAGCUGGAGCCAAGGCUGAGACUAAGGAACCUAGAUAUGGGAGAACUGGCCUUGCAAAUGAAAACCAACCAAGGAGUGUUUUCACUUCUGAUGUCAACAGACAGGAGAUGGCACGGAAGCCACCGAAGUCUACCAAAACAGUAAGAUUCGAAGAUGAGAAGAUAUUUCAAGUACCUUCUGUGGAAAAAGAAACCAGAAAGUCUUCAACUGUCCCAGCCAUGCUACAACAGCCGGCUAAGCCAACUGAGCCAGGCUGGUUCUCCGUGGCCAAGAAGAAAGACAAAGCAUGAAACCACGUAGCCAUGUAG